UCUCCCCGGCCGCGCCCCGCCCGCCGCGGCUCCCCAGCCCCAGGCCGGGAGGUAGGACGGCGCCGGCGGGAGCCGGGGACCCCACUCCGGGGCCCAGAUGGGGGAACCCCGGGCUGGGGCCCCCCUGGACAAUGGCAGCAGCUGGACAGGCAGUGAGGAAGGCAGCGAGGAGGGCGCCGGGGGCAGCGAGGGGGCUGGAGGAGACGGGGGCCCGGAUGCAGAAGGCGUCUGGAGUCCAGACAUCGAGCAGAGCUUCCAGGAGGCCCUGGCCAUCUACCCGCCGUGCGGCCGCCGGAAGAUCAUCCUGUCGGACGAAGGCAAGAUGUACGGUCGGAAUGAACUGAUUGCCCGCUACAUCAAACUGAGGACGGGGAAGACCCGAACCCGCAAACAGGUCUCUAGUCACAUCCAAGUUUUGGCCAGAAGGAAAUCAAGAGAAAUUCAGUCCAAGUUAAAGGCCCUGAAUGUGGACCAGGUUUCCAAGGACAAAGCUUUCCAGACGAUGGCCACCAUGUCCUCGGCCCAGCUCAUCUCAGCCCCUUCCCUGCAGGCCAAACUCGGCCCCACCGGUCCUCAGACCUCGGAGCUUUUCCAGUUUUGGUCAGGGGGCUCUGGGCCCCCCUGGAACGUUCCAGACGUGAAGCCGUUCUCACAGCCGCCGUUCUCCUUGUCACUGACGCCGCCGUCUGCGGAUCUCCCAGGGUACGAGCCCCCUCAAGCCCUCUCGCCCCUGCCCCCGCCUGCCCCAUCACCCCCGGCUUGGCAGGCUCGAGCCCUGGGCACUGCCCGGUUGCAGCUGGUGGAAUUCUCGGCCUUCGUGGAGCCGCCUGAUGCAGUGGACUCUUACCAGAGGCACCUGUUCGUUCACAUCAGCCAGCACUGCCCCAGCCCCGGAGCGCCCCCCCUGGAGAGCGUGGACGUCCGGCAGAUCUACGACAAAUUCCCCGAGAAGAAGGGCGGCCUGCGGGAGCUGUAUGACCGUGGGCCCCCCCACGCCUUCUUCCUGGUCAAGUUCUGGGCGGACCUGAACUGGGGCCCAAGUGGUGAGGAUGUGGGGGCCGGCGGCGGUGGCACCGGCGGCGGCGGCAGCAGCAGCGGUGGCUUCUACGGAGUGAGCAGCCAGUACGAGAGCCUGGAGCACAUGACCCUCACCUGUUCCUCCAAGGUCUGCUCCUUCGGCAAGCAAGUGGUGGAGAAGGUGGAGACAGAGCGGGCCCAGCUGGAGGACGGGAGGUUCGUGUACCGCCUGCUGCGCUCCCCCAUGUGCGAGUACCUGGUGAAUUUCCUGCACAAGCUGCGGCAGCUGCCCGAGCGAUACAUGAUGAACAGUGUCCUGGAAAACUUCACCAUCCUGCAGGUGGUGACCAACAGAGACACCCAGGAGCUGCUGCUGUGCACCGCCUACGUCUUCGAGGUCUCCACCAGUGAGCGCGGGGCCCAGCACCAUAUUUACCGCUUGGUCAGGGACUAAAGGGUAACCCUGGAUCACGCUCGUCCCAAGACAGCCUCCCGGCUCUCCCCACGCUUCCUAUCUGGGGAGGGGGCUGUGACGAAAAGGGGCUGAGCCAGCCAGGCUGUCCCCCAAUAUAGGGGGCCCCCCACAACCUGGUUGGUGAGCUGAAGGGGCUGGGGCUGUUUGGACCACACAGGGUGAGUCUGGAAGGACUCAGAGCGGGAAGUCGGGUACGGGGACGGGAGUGAGACAACCCCCAGGUACUGGCCUUGGCCCCUCCCCCCCCACUCCGAGAUCUGUGCUGUCACAAACUGAAGAUCGACCCCUCUCUGCCGGAGCCAGAGCCAGGUGGGCCCUAGAAAUAUUUUUUUUUAAUAUAACAAGAUAUUUAUAAGUGAGUGUUAGGGUCACGACGUAUCUCAGCUGGGCAAGCAGUGGGGUGGGGUUUUCCAAUGUCACCCUCCCCUUCUCAGCCGUGGGCGGGGCUGUGCUGCCUCCCCCACGCCCCCCACGAGUGUGUGUUGGUUCGUGUUCUGACAAGAGGAUAAAGCUAUUUUACCAAAACGCAAGGGGAUUUAUU
Lepus europaeus (European hare) is the source of this 2033-nucleotide messenger RNA. RefSeq names its product TEA domain transcription factor 2 (gene TEAD2). The coding region runs from base 98 to 1471 and encodes 457 amino acids. Gene Ontology annotation, molecular function: RNA polymerase II cis-regulatory region sequence-specific DNA binding; DNA-binding transcription factor activity, RNA polymerase II-specific. Lineage: Eukaryota; Metazoa; Chordata; Mammalia; Lagomorpha; Leporidae. Gene Ontology annotation, cellular component: transcription regulator complex. The transcript has 13 exons. The record is from RefSeq and is a predicted model, not a curated record. Gene Ontology annotation, biological process: regulation of transcription by RNA polymerase II; embryonic organ development; hippo signaling.